Molecule: messenger RNA, 642 nt
Organism: Aureobasidium subglaciale EXF-2481
Lineage: Eukaryota; Fungi; Ascomycota; Dothideomycetes; Dothideales; Saccotheciaceae
Exons: 3
Coding region: 1-642 (213 amino acids)
Source: RefSeq, a predicted model, not a curated record
AUGUCCUCCACUCCUUCUUCCGCCUCUACAAACCAGCCGGCGUCGGACAUCCAUGAAGUCACCGAAGCAGCACCUGGUCCAGUCUUCCAAAAGGCCCCUGAAGCCCCCAAAGCCACAUCUAGCUUGUCGAAGAGACCUACCAAUGAAUGCUUCGCCAGUCUAGUCACCAAGAAGAUUUCUUUGCCUGAUGAAGAUCUCGGUCUCUUCUGGAUUUUCCAUGGGUUCAUCAACACCAACCGAGUCUGCGACACUAACGACAAGGCUGGCUCUGAUAUACAGAGUCGCGUUCUUAUCAAGCUUUGGUUCUUUGGCGACAAGUACCUUGCUCCUGCUUUUCAGGAAAUGGCUAUGGAUUGUCUGAUCAAGAGGAUCAACGAGAAUGGGUUGAAGACGAAAGUUGUGAUUGACAAUAUCUACAACAACACGAUGUCAGGCUCGCCGUUGAGAAAGGUUGUGGUGGAUUGGCAGACGUAUGUUAUCAACACGACUAAAGAGAAACUCGCGGAGUGGCCUAUGGAGGCUUUGGUUGAUUUGACCGUCGCUCAGUCGAAUAAGAGGAUGGAUCAGAAUCACAUCAAGAAAUUACCUGGAGGCAAGUGCUUUUAUCAUGUUCAUUCAGAGGGGGAGCAUUGCCAAAUCUGA